Molecule: messenger RNA, 1100 nt
Organism: Rotaria sp. Silwood1
Lineage: Eukaryota; Metazoa; Rotifera; Eurotatoria; Philodinida; Philodinidae
Source: the annotation of a GenBank genome assembly
GUCGAUCUAAAACUCCAGUUCCAUAUGUACCACAAGGUGAUUUUCGACGAACAAUUUUACAAAUAUAUCAUGAUACAGCAGCCAAUGGUGCUCAUUUCGGAAGAAAUAAAACUUUAUAUAAAAUUAAACAACGUUACUUUUGGCCAUCUAUGUAUAAAGAUGUUGAAAAUUAUAUUAAAUCUUGUAUUCCAUGUGCACAAUUUAAUCCUCGUCGUCAAAAAACUCCUGGUACUUUACGACCAAUUAAACCUCCUGAUGGAGUAUGGCAAUUAGUGUCAAUGGACUUUCAUGGACCUAUUACUCCAACAUCACAACGGGGAAAUAAAUAUAUUAUAUCUCUUACUGAUGUUUUAUCAAAAUUCGUCGUUACAAAAGCUGUACGUGAUAAUACAACUCAAACAGCUGUACGAUUUCUUAAAGAAGAUAUUAUUUCAAAAUUCGGAACACCUCGUUGUAUUCUUACAGAUAAUGGAACACAUUUUACAUCAACAUUUAUGAAUGAAUUAAUUAAACAAAUUGGAGCAACACAUUUAUAUUCUACACCAUAUCAUCCUCAAACCAAUGGUCAAGUUGAAAGAUACAAUUCAACAAUGGAUGCAAAAAUUGCAGCAUUAUCAAAUUUACGUAAAACCGAUUGGGAUGAUCAAUUACCAUUUGUUACGUUUAAUUAUAAUGCUUCAAUUCAUUCAUCAACAAAACAAAUACCAUUCGAAAUGAUGUUUGGUCGAUUACCUGUUUUACCAUUCGAUUAUCAAGAUCCAAAUGUUACACUUACACAUGAUUCAGAACAUGUUAAAAAACUUAAUCAAUUCUUAUCAAAAUUAAAUGAACAAGCAAAACUUAAUAUCAUAAAAAAUCAAGAACGAUACAAACAGCACUAUGAUAUAAACCGUUCUGAUCCAUUAUACAAUAUUAACGAUUUGGUUCUAGUUAAAACACUCAAUAUACGUCACAAAUUUGAUAUUCGUUAUGAAGGACCCUUUAGAAUUAUUAAAAAACUUACAACAAAAACCUUUAUUGUACAGCACGUCAAGAAAACGACAUUAUAUCGUCAAGUUACCACAGACGUGUUAAUUCCAAUAGUUGAACGACUCUAUUAA